Messenger RNA from Arabidopsis arenosa, 1743 nucleotides. The record is from the annotation of a GenBank genome assembly. Lineage: Eukaryota; Viridiplantae; Streptophyta; Magnoliopsida; Brassicales; Brassicaceae.
ACCGAAUAUUCCCUCUCCCUCAAUGGAAAACGACGUCAAGGAGAACCUUGAAGAAGAAGAAGAAGCUAACCGUCUUCUUCCUCCUCCUCCUCAUCCUCAAUCUCUCCCUUCCUCCGAUUCCGAAUCCGAAGCCGCUUUCGAAUCAAACGAAAAGAUCCUAAUCGUCGAUUUCGAAUCUCCCGACGAUCCAACAACCGGAGACUCACCACCGCCAUUCUCGUGGCGGAAACUAUGGUUAUUCACCGGUCCAGGUUUCUUAAUGAGUAUAGCGUUUUUGGAUCCAGGGAAUUUAGAAGGAGAUCUACAAGCUGGUGCAAUCGCUGGUUAUUCUCUGUUAUGGUUAUUGAUGUGGGCAACAGCUAUGGGAUUGUUGAUUCAGAUGUUAUCAGCUAGAGUUGGUGUUGCUACUGGUCGUCAUUUAGCUGAGCUUUGUCGUGAUGAAUAUCCGACUUGGGCUAGGUAUGUGCUUUGGUCUAUGGCGGAACUUGCUUUGAUUGGUGCUGAUAUUCAAGAGGUUAUUGGUAGUGCUAUUGCUAUUCAGAUUCUUAGCCGUGGUGUCUUGCCUCUUUGGGCUGGUGUUGUUAUUACGGCUUCGGAUUGUUUUUUAUUUUUGUUUCUAGAGAAUUACGGUGUGAGGAAGUUAGAAGCUGUUUUUGCAGUUUUGAUCGCGACAAUGGGUUUAUCCUUUGCUUGGAUGUUUGGUGAAACCAAGCCGAGUGGGAAAGAACUUAUGAUAGGUAUUUUACUACCGAGACUUAGCUCGAAGACAAUUAGGCAAGCAGUAGGUGUUGUUGGCUGUGUCAUAAUGCCUCACAAUGUGUUUUUGCAUUCGGCUCUUGUACAAUCGAGGAAAAUCGAUCCAAAGAGGAAAUCACGGGUUCAAGAGGCGCUUAAUUACUAUUUGAUCGAGUCAUCCGUCGCCCUUUUCAUCUCCUUCAUGAUUAACUUGUUUGUGACUACUGUCUUUGCAAAGGGGUUUUACGGAACUGAGAAAGCUAAUAACAUUGGCCUAGUUAAUGCGGGUCAGUAUCUUCAAGAAAAGUUUGGAGGUGGGCUUCUUCCAAUUCUUUAUAUCUGGGGAAUUGGGUUGUUAGCAGCCGGGCAGAGCAGUACAAUAACUGGUACAUAUGCUGGACAGUUUAUAAUGGGCGGUUUUCUGAACCUCCGGCUUAAGAAAUGGAUGAGGGCAGUAAUAACAAGAAGCUGUGCUAUUGUGCCAACCAUGAUUGUGGCAAUCGUAUUCAACACUUCUGAAGCUUCCUUGGAUGUUUUGAAUGAAUGGCUCAAUGUGCUUCAGUCUGUACAAAUUCCUUUUGCUCUUCUGCCUCUUCUAACCUUGGUAUCCAAAGAAGAAAUUAUGGGAGACUUCAAGAUUGGGCCUAUUCUCCAGAGAAUAGCUUGGACUGUGGCUGCCCUUGUAAUGAUCAUCAAUGGGUAUCUUCUGCUGGAUUUCUUUGUAUCAGAAGUUGACGGGUUUAUGUUUGGAGUUACGGUCUGCGUCUGGACAACUGCUUAUAUCGCCUUUAUAGUCUACCUCAUUUCACACAGCAACUUUUUUCCUUCUCCUUGGUCUUCCUCUUCCAUAGAACUUCCCAAAAGAGUGUCCGUCUCCGAUAGCUAGCUGCACAAAAAUAACUGCCCUCAGGCCUUGUUACAUGUCAAGAAGAUACGGUAAACAACUUCAUCCUCUAUAGUCUAUACAUAUUGGAAACACCAAAGCGGUGAUAAAGAGUUAUUUAGCAU